GCAUUGAGUGUUGUCCACAUGUAGUUUGUGCCGAAGUCCGCACAACUUGCCAAAUUUUGGAGAAAUUAUUAAAUUAAAAUAACUCAGAUAAAUUUGCAUCAGGUGUCCUAUAACAGAGGGUCACACUGCAAUUUGGGUCUACUGAUAUACAUAAUUCAGACCUAAAUUGCCAAGUAAAUCUCUGUUAUUGGACACUUGAACCCAAUAAUUUCUACUAUAAAAUGCCAUCUAGCUCGCUUUUAGAGUCCUGCCCCAAAGAAUCGGAAGCAAUCGCACAGCAAGCGAUGGGACACGACGGCCACGAAACUUCCCCAGCACCUGUUACCACAAACCUCUUCCUGCAAAUCGUCGAACACCCUGACGGCACCAUCAGCCGCCCCUUCAUCCCCUUCAUCCCCCCCACAGACCACAUCGACAGCGCACUUGUCCGCUCCCGAGACGUUCCCCUCAAUUCUUCUUUCAAAACCUCCCUCCGCCUCUACCUUCCUUCCUCCCCACAAAAGCUCCCAAUCAUCCUCUUCUGCCAUGGCGGCGGCUUCAUCCUCUUCAACUCCGGCUCCGCCCCUUACCACUUUUUCUGCGAGCAAAUGGCCAAAUCCCUCUCCGCUCUCGUUCUCUCCCUCGACUACCGCCUCGCACCCGACCACCGCCUCCCUGCCGCCUACAACGACGUCCUCGAUGCCAUCCUCUGGCUCCGAGCCCAAGCCGCUGCCGAUUCCUCUGCACGGGAUCCGUGGCUCACGUCCCACG
Molecule: messenger RNA, 750 nt
Organism: Phalaenopsis equestris
Lineage: Eukaryota; Viridiplantae; Streptophyta; Magnoliopsida; Asparagales; Orchidaceae
Product: probable carboxylesterase 8
Molecular function (GO): hydrolase activity
Source: RefSeq, a predicted model, not a curated record